This is a messenger RNA of Protopolystoma xenopodis, 309 nucleotides long. Lineage: Eukaryota; Metazoa; Platyhelminthes; Monogenea; Polystomatidea; Polystomatidae. The record is from the annotation of a GenBank genome assembly.
UUGGCCCUUAGGAAGCCAGAAGCAAACAGUGGCCGUGAAGAUAAGGAGGCUUGGAUUCGGGCUAAAUAUGAACGCAAGGAAUUUCUUCCUCCUCUACCAUAUCCAGACGCUCCUUUGCAGCAACAACUUAUAGACGCGAUUGCUCGCCAAGACACUCGGCAAGUAGUUCUUUGCCUGGCCAGUGCUACAUCACCUGAUGCUGUUAACGCAGCCUAUUCACCACUGGACCCCCGUGCAGCUAUUCAUAUUGCCGCCACUCUCGGGAACCUUGUAUAUCUACAAUUGCUGCUCUGGUUAUUUUUACCUUAG